Tyto alba (common barn owl) is the source of this 4434-nucleotide messenger RNA. It is a transcript of the gene KLF15, whose product is annotated as Kruppel like factor 15. Gene Ontology annotation, molecular function: RNA polymerase II cis-regulatory region sequence-specific DNA binding; DNA-binding transcription factor activity, RNA polymerase II-specific. The transcript has 3 exons. Lineage: Eukaryota; Metazoa; Chordata; Aves; Strigiformes; Tytonidae. Gene Ontology annotation, biological process: regulation of transcription by RNA polymerase II. Bases 1276 to 2568 code for a protein of 430 amino acids. The record is from RefSeq and is a predicted model, not a curated record.
AGAAAAAAAACACACUGAAGUCCAGAUUUCACUCACGGCACUAUUCUUCAGAAAUUUGGGGUGGAACAAUGCAGACAUAGGAGGGAGGAUCAGAAGCCAUCUGAGGGCAAGUCCUCCUUUCUGCCCCACAUUUCACAAGGUAGUCACCAGUUUUUGGUGCAAAAUAGAAGCAAGCUGCUUGGGUGAAUUCUUACUGGAAGCCAGUGCAAAUUUCUCAGAAGCAGAUUCUGUUUUCUGUUUCAAAACUGGGAAUAGCUCAGCUCUGGGACUUCUGGAGGAACUUUCCAUCAACGCAGAGAUUUAAAAAAAAAAAAAAAAGUCACGUGUGUUGGAAAUAAUAGUUCAGCUCUUCUGACUCUUCACUUUUACUAUAAGAAAUUAUUAUAGGCUAAGGUCGCAAAACAGAGCCACUAACCUCUGUUUGAACUUCCUCAUGUUUGGCACAUGUGGGUAUUUCAUUAUCGGUUCAGAGGCAUAGCUGACUGACAGGCCAUGCAUACCAGGAAAAUGUGCAAUCUUACUUUUAAGUUUGUCUUUCAACCUGCCCCUACUUCCUCCCUGUGCAUAUGAAGAAGGAAGCUGUAUCUUUAAGAAAUAUGGUGUUCCCCCCGUUUCCUGUGAAAUAUUAAUAGAUGCUGCCAAUGGGAUGGAGCGCUUUUAGGGUGUUGUGUAAAACAUCUCACUCUGUAUUUGCUGGAGCACGGAGCACAUAGAUGCCUUCUGAUUUUUCUCUGGAGCAGGCAAAGACAGGGAAAAUUUUGGAGAUCAGGUGGCAAGGAUGCUCUGCAAUAGCAGUAACAACCAUUCCCUUCCCUGCACAAAACUGGGAGCUAUUGACUAUUCAUGGCAAAGCGUCCAAAGCACAGCAGCGGAGCCUGUGGAAAAUGACAGCGUGUAACAAGAUUGACUGGCAUUUCCUUCGCGCUGGAUCACAUGCCUCCCAAUUCACACACACACAAAACCUCAUAGGCUGAUCAAAUGACUUCUAUCUCUGCAGUCCACAUACCUUCCACAGAAAGAGUUGUUUUAUUAUGCACAUAUGCAGCUCUGUUUUCAAUCAGUCACCUUGAGCAAAUGACUGAGGGCCAGUGUUCACUCUGUCUGGAGGUCUCUGCGUUUGCUCUCUAAGAGACAUAGUCUCUGUCCGUAAGCAAUUUAUUUUUUUCCCUCGGGGGGGGGGGGGGGAAGAAAACAAAUACGCAGAUGCCCCUCCUGCCUUCCCCUCCCCAGGAACCUUUCGAGGAAUUUUGCUUGGCUUAACUGGGAAGUUGCAGGAUGGUUGCUGCUGUCGGCUCUCACCUGAACUUUUGCCGCCUGGUAUAUGCUGUUGGGAUAUCCAUAAGAGAUCGCCCAGGAAUGGUGGAUCACUUGCUGCCUACUGAUGAAUCCUUUUCAUCUACAAGAUCUUCUUUUGGAUACUUUGGGGACAUGACAGCAGGGGUGAGGUCCUAUCAAAUGCUACCCUCUCCCCUGUCAGAAGAUGACAGUGACUCGUCCAGUUUUUGUUCUUGUUCGAGCCCUGACUCCCAGGUUCUCAGCUCCAGCUAUGGAAGCACGUCCAGUGCGGAAAGUCAGGACAGUAUCUUAGACUACUUACUGUCGCAGGCAUCUUUGGGGAACACUGCUGCAUCAUGGUGGGACAAAAGGAGACUUCAACCAAUAGUGAAAGAGGAGUACUUUAGGUUGCCGGAAUUUGCCGUGGAUAUGGAAGACUCAGGACCAUUUCAGCCCACGCUUGAGGAAAUUGAGGAGUUUCUGGAGGAGAACAUGGAGUUGGAGCUCAAAGAAAGACCUAAAAGUGAGACCAAGGACUUAAGAGCUUGCAGCCAAGUUUCUGUUGCUUCGCUACAGCAAAAAGACCAUAUGUUACCCAGUGCUAGUUUAAAAGAGAGUAAAAAUGAACAGUUGAGCAGCCCAACGGAAGGUGGCCAAGCUUCAAAUGGAGGAAUGUCCCUGGAGAAUGGGAUACCGGUUAUGCUCCAAAUUCAACCUGUACAGAUCAAACAGGAGUCCAACACGAGCCCCAGUUCCCAAGGACCAGCACAAGAGAACAUUAAAAUUGCACAGCUCCUAGUCAACAUUCAAGGACAGACAUUUGCCCUUGUGCCUCAGAUAGUUCAGUCGUCCAAUUUGAACUUGUCCUCUAAAUUUGUCCGCAUUGCUCCCGUCCCCAUCGCUGCCAAGCCAAUUGGGCCAGGAGGCAUGAUCCAGGGUCAGACGGGAAUCAUCAUGGGUCAGAAAUUUCAAAAGAACCCUGCAGCAGAACUCAUUAAAAUGCACAAAUGUUCUUUUCCUGGUUGUACCAAGAUGUACACGAAAAGCAGCCAUUUGAAAGCCCACCUGAGGAGGCAUACAGGAGAAAAGCCUUUUGCAUGCACGUGGCCGGGUUGUGGAUGGAGGUUCUCCAGGUCAGAUGAGCUGUCCCGGCACAGGCGUUCCCACUCAGGGGUGAAACCCUAUCAGUGUCCUGUCUGUGAGAAGAAGUUUGCUCGAAGUGACCACUUGUCCAAACAUGUCAAGGUGCAUCGGUUUCCACGAAGCAACCGCUCCGUCCGCUCCGUGAACUGAUGGGUCCUGCUUUCCCCUUCCCGCCCAGCCGUCCUACAAGAGCUGACGACAGCACUUUGCUCACUACAUUUCUAGUGAUAAUUUAUUUGUCUUCACAGAACAGUCAAUGCUGUUACUUGAUACCACCAUGUCUGUGUGUCCCAUGUCCUUUAAAGAUGAUUUGAGAAUGAAGUUCUUUUGGGGUCAAGGGAGGGGGGAUGCUUCUUCCUUUUUGUUGCUUUUUUUUUUUAAAGAAUGUUAUUUUCCUUUCCUUCUAUCUUUCCCUCAUUUGCUGCUGCUUCUUUUGGAAAUUACAGUGUUUUAUUUUUAGCUGUUUUCUGCUGCACAGGAAAAUGUAAGAGUUGCUUGCUGCUAGUUAAUUAUAGCCCUGGCAUUCCUAAGGGCUUUGCUCAUGUACAGGCCAUUCAUUGUGAGUUUUUAUUAAGCUGCUCUAUUUGUCCAGUUUGGAAACAGCAAAUUCCUUUUGAAAUGAAAACAACUCCUUUGUUUUUGGGUUGCCUGAGCCAAGGAUUUGUAGGGGCUGGCCAUAGGAGGAGGAACAGUGGGAGUCUGGGACUGGGGAAGGCAAGGCAUGGAGAGCACUGGAAUGCGCAUCUGUGCCUCUCUGACUUCUCCGGCUUGCAUUUACCUUUUCCUUGGCUAGGGCUAUAUAUAAAUAUUUAUGUAUAUAUAUUCAUACAUACAUAUAUAUAUUUAAGCAAAGGCAUAUCCCAAGCAAACCCAAAAGCUCAGGCUGGAUGGAAUGGCUUGGAGUGAAGCCUUUUGGUGUGGCUGAGUGCAUACCGUGUGCAUGCUUCCGUCCUGUGCUGCCGUGGGGGUGAGAGCAUCCCCACACGUCAAAGGAAACGCUGCUUUCCUUUGGCUCUGGUUCGCAGCAUCCACUGUCUUUCGCAGAAGAGCUGUUGUCUAGUGUGUAAAGCAGCAGGAAACCAUCCGGGAGAAUGGCUGAGCUCUGUUCCUGUACUUGCUCCUGUCCUCUUCUGUGAUCUUGGGGGAGAAACCAGAGUGGCAGUCCCGGAUGUGCAGUGUGGUCCCGGUGAGCGCUGGGCAUCCCGAACAUCCCCUGCGAGCCUGUGCCUCUCUGGUUGGAGCUCAGUCUCUGCUCAUCUGCUGGCCGGCAGGUCAUGUAGGAUGUACCUGUACCGAGGGGAGGGUGGGAGGCCUCGUGGUCUGGUAGGACAGCACCAUGAGAUCUUCUGUCCAAGGGUGAUCAGUGCUCAUCCUCUCCUUACCGACAGCCAUGUCAGAGCUCCAUGCAGCUGGGGUGGGUGAAUGGGUGAGAACAGUAGCCAAAAGAAACAAAUUUGUGUGGUAGCUGGCUAAGAAGGGAAUUUAAACAAAUAAUCAGAUGGUAGCAGGCAAGUGAUUUUUGUUUGUCUUUCUUCUUGUUUUGUUGUUCCAUUUGAACUCUGGUGAUUGUAAGAAGUUUUAGAAGAAAAUAGAAUUCAGUAAUUAGGAACAAUUUUAUAAUGGAUGUUGCAUUUCCUUUCCAUUCGCAAGGCGGCAUCUGUUUGUCUUUUUGUUGGCAAAAUGAGAAAUGGGAAACUGCGAUUCUAGCACUAGGCAGAGCAGGAGCCCACAAUGUGCAAGAACAGCAGGUCUAGCUAAAGCGAAUGCAUUCCUUUUGUCCUCUAGAAAUUAAUAUAAAUGAACUAUCAUCUAUUGACUGGUUUAUGUCACAUCCUAUGAAUGUAUGUAAAUAAAACUGUACAUAGAUGCAUAUCUAUAUAAAAUAUCUUUUAAUAACAUAUCAAGAUUUGUGUAAAUUGGAAACAAAAAUACCUAUAAAGCCAGUGUACAUAAGUUACAAUUCUGUAUAUUUUCUUUUGUUCUUCAUAAAAAUAUAUUUACUUUGACAAUAAAAUG